Penicillium waksmanii is the source of this 468-nucleotide messenger RNA. Its product is annotated as Tricarboxylate/iron carrier. Gene Ontology annotation, molecular function: monoatomic ion transmembrane transporter activity. Lineage: Eukaryota; Fungi; Ascomycota; Eurotiomycetes; Eurotiales; Aspergillaceae. Gene Ontology annotation, biological process: mitochondrial transmembrane transport; monoatomic ion transport. Bases 1 to 468 code for a protein of 155 amino acids. Gene Ontology annotation, cellular component: mitochondrial inner membrane. The transcript has 2 exons. The record is from RefSeq and is a predicted model, not a curated record.
AUGAACCUAGCUACCAACUAUAAGAACUACCACGCCCAAGGAAUGCGAACGGAACUCUGGCAAGCCAAAAAGAUUGUCGAUUCUACUCUGCACCCCGAUACUUGGAAGCCGGUGCUUCUGCCUUUCCGCAUGUUAUGCUACGUGUUUUCAAACCUUAUUGUUAAGGCGGGGAUAUUGAUUCCUGGAGUGACGGGGGAAUUCUGGGAUGGCAGAUUGCCAACCAGUAUCAACAGUGCAAAUACCAAUCAAUCCACACCUCUUUCAACCGAGGCAAUGAUCAAAUCAUACUUCAUGGCUGUAUCUACAUCUUGCUCUGUCGCAUUAGGACUUAAUAGCAUGGUGCCGUGGAUUUCGUUUGUAAGCCAACAAACCAAGACAAUUCUAGCCCGCCUUGUCCCAUUCGCUGCUCUCGCCAGCGCCGGAGCACUGAAUGUUUUCCUUAUGCGCGGCGAGGAAUUCGUCGUGUAA